Molecule: messenger RNA, 2346 nt
Organism: Stereum hirsutum FP-91666 SS1
Lineage: Eukaryota; Fungi; Basidiomycota; Agaricomycetes; Russulales; Stereaceae
Product: FAD/NAD-P-binding domain-containing protein
Exons: 2
Coding region: 93-1370 (425 amino acids)
Biological process (GO): heme biosynthetic process
Cellular component (GO): mitochondrial inner membrane
Molecular function (GO): protoporphyrinogen oxidase activity, oxygen as acceptor
Source: RefSeq, a predicted model, not a curated record
UUUCUCAUCGUCUCAUGAUUCCUCUAAUUUUUCGGUUCAUAUAAAACAAAAACAUCGGAGGCCUGAAUAAAAGCCUCUGAUUGUCGCCCACAAUGGCGAGACCACACGUCGCCAUCAUCGGUGGCGGCCUCACUGGACUCUCUGCUGCCUUCCACAUCUCUCGCGCGCUCCCCCAAGCCCGCAUAACACUUCUUGAGAAAUCACCACGUCUCGGUGGCUGGGUACGGUCAGAACGUGUCCAAGUUGAAGACACGCAGGGAAAUUCUGCUUCUGUCGUUCUCGAAGCUGGUCCGCGUACAUUACGACCCAAUGCUCAGAGCGUACUAGAGCUCAUACAUCUUCUAGAGCUGAAAGACGAAACGAUUACUACCCCGAAGUCAUCUCUAGCCGCGAAGUCGCGGUUCCUGCACAUUCCACCCCGACGAGGUCUCCUACCGCUCCCCCAUUCCCUCAUCUCGCUUUGCACGUCCCCACUCGCACCACUUCUCUUUCGGGCUAUAUUGACAGAUCUUUUCCGCAAACCGAGCCGUCCUCAGCUAGACUUGUCGACGAGUGCACUCAGUAAAGCUUCUUUCCCGGACAGGCGCAGUUGGUCAGACGACAAAAUAACGGACGAAACCUUCCACUCCUUCCUCUCCCGACGCUUUGGUGACGCCUUUGCAACCAAAUUUGGAUCUGCACUUGUACAUGGCAUCUAUGCUACUGAUUCUCGCCGGCUCAGCGUACAGGCCGCGUUCCCUUCGCUUUGGAAAUUGGAGGAAAAAGGAAAGGGUAGGGUUGCGUUGGGUGUCACGAGGGAGAUCAGAGAUAGUAUUCUGAAGAGAAAAGAGAUUGAUAGGAAAGAAUCAGGCUCGGAGAAGGUAGAAAGGGCGACGAAGGAUACCAUCAGUGCUGGACCGACGGUUUCUGGUUCAUCAAGUCUUGCAUCAACGUCGGAUGCGACGUCUUCUCAGUCCUGGGCAUGGGAGGUUGGAAUGUCUCCUCAUGAUCCCCUGGAAAAAUCGUGGGCGGAGAAGAUCAAGGGAGCGGCUAUUUUGUCCUUCAGAGAUGGCAUGGAGACGUUGACAAGAAAGUUAGUGAAACGGUUGGGUGAGAGGGAGGGAGUGGAGAUAAGAGUCGGCGACAAGGGCCAGGUGAAGGCCAUCAAGUUUGACGAUACUGGAAAGUUAGAGGUGGGUACUAGAGUCUCUUGCAUUUCUGAAGGGAGCGAUACGUUGUCCGACGCGUGUUCUAGCGCCACAAUAGCACCACCCUUUAGCAAGUCUAGUCGUAUCCUACUUCUCGUCUUGACCAUGAGAGUCAGAUUGAUAUUGACACAUAACUCUUUACCUUCCUCGAUAGCUCACUGUAGGGUCCACCAUCGAUUCUGAAAUCCUCCGCUCAGAUUACAUCAUUUCCGCCCUUCCCAUCCCGGUCCUCUCCCAAAUUCUUACAAAUUCUCGCACAUCCUCAUCAGCAAAGAACCCAUCCCUUCAUUCCUCAGACACACUAGGCCCUCUCAUCUCCCACCUUAAUACUCCGCCUUCUCUCUCCACGACCUCUCCUACAAGCGCGACGUCAACAUCCGUCCUAGUCCUCAACCUCGUCUUCGCCUCGUCAUCAGUCCCUUUACACCCACCCGGUUUUGGCCAUCUCAUCCCCCGCGGCCCUUCGGACUACCAUAACGCAGCAAAGGAUGGAAACGACCUCGGUAUUCUUGGCGUCGUAUUCGAUAGUGCGAGUGUGGAGGGACAACAGGACUACGUUAUGUCCUCUACCAUCAUUCCCUCCGAUCAUGCCAACACAUCACUGCACUCUGGUGAUAGUGAAGUAGGCAGCAGAACGGAAUCGAAGUUCACGAAGAUUACCGUCAUGCUCGGUGGGCCCUACCCAACCCGACCGCUCAAAGAAUUAUCAGAAGAAGAAUUGCUCAAAAGGGUUUUGAACGCCCUCCAACACCAGCUCGGGCUCCCUGGACCACUACCGGCCCCGGUGUUUACGAAGAUGUGGUGGAACGAGGGUUCGAUACCGGUGUUUGGGGUCGGGCACGUUGAGUGGGCAGCGGAGGUGGGCAGGAGGGUGAAGGAGGCGUUUAGUACUCCGACACCCACUGAAGCAAGUGGCUCAGGUGGAGACAGAUUAGAAAGGAUGUGGGUAGGCGGAGCGGGCGUGAGUGGAGUUAGUGUGGGUGAUUGUAUUAAGAGUGGGAGGGAGGGUGCGAGGUGGGUUGAGAGGAUGGUUAGGCUCGAGGAGAGUCAAAGUCUUGAGGGCGAAGCGGCGUCGAAGGGGAUGGAGAUCGAGACGGAGAAGUGAGAGUUGGAUCGUUCGAAGGAGAAUAGUGCAUGUAAAUUAUGGAUAAUAAUGUUG